This is a messenger RNA of Linum trigynum, 6294 nucleotides long. Lineage: Eukaryota; Viridiplantae; Streptophyta; Magnoliopsida; Malpighiales; Linaceae. The record is from the annotation of a GenBank genome assembly.
GCAUAUUUGCUUGCACUCUCUCUCGUUCCCAUCUCUCUCCUGUUCCGCUCACCAGAGAUUCAAUCGGACCUUACAAGUUACAAUACACAUAGGUAAUUAAAUUAAUUCUUUUUCUCCUUCAUUUUUUUUUCAUUUUAAUUUUAAUUUUUCCGCUCUGUCUAGUCGAGUCUCUCUCUCCUAAUUUCUUAAUUAGUUAAUCUUUCCUGGGAUGCUGUUCGACUGUUUGAGCUAUUGGCGAUAAAAUUUGAGAAUUGAACGGAGGGCGAACUUGAAUCAUGCUUCGGGCGGCGGAUUAGUGCGAACAAUUUCUGAAGAUUGAUCUGUUGUGGUUAAGUGUAAAUUAGGGAAGUGCUUGAAUCGGUUGGAACUAUCCUCCAUUUUGUUUCCCAUAUGGAGGUUAGUUGAUUGCCCGCGAUAGAGAAAGAGAGAGAGAGAGGCGGGGUUGUGAUUCCUGGUUGUGUAGUUACAUUAGGGAAUCAACUGAUGUGAUUGCGCAAUUGAUUUUGAAUUGGGUGGGAAAGAACUUGAUCUUGAUAGAUUGCUGUCUCAUAUUGUUGUUAGACUGAAGGAGUUCGUUGUUCAUUCAUUCUGAAUUCAAUAGGAUCCGGAAGUUGCCGUCAGUCAAUGCAAAUGUGUUAGAGUGCUUUGGGCGGUGGUUUGCCUUUGUUGAUUUGGGAAAUGCUAUGCGGUUCUGUUAGGGUUUGUUUUCAUUGAAUACCCUUUUAUUUCUCCAUAUCCUUUAGGAAGUUGAAUUAUCGUGUGGGAACAAUAGAAAAUGUCAGCUCUUUCUCUUGCAGUCUGGAAUAGCAGUGUUGCUUCUUGGGGGGGCGCUCAGUUUUCAAAUGGCUUCUGUUUUGUCAUUUCUAUGGUCGUCAUAUGUGAUCACUUGAACAGCUUCUCUCGACAACCAUGAGUUGUUUUAUUUGAUAAUGGUUUUCUUGGGCACACUUUCUGGGUUUCAAACUCUUAGCUGAUAACAACUCCUAGAAAUCUGACUUUUUUUUAUCGUUUCUCAUUGGACUUUUUUUAUCGUUUCUUCAUUGAAAUUCAGUUUUCUAAACUUUUGUGCAGAUCAGCAAUGCUUGUAGAAAUCUGUUGACCAGUCUGUUUGGGGUCUCUUUUAUGUCUAUCACAGUCUUUACUUUGAGGGGAAUACAAAAUAAGCCAGUUAGACCCUCUUCAGUAUACAAUCUUUUUUGCAUGCAUUUACGCAUGAAAUGGGUUCUAAAGGGAGGUUAAUUUUUGAUCUUAAUGAACCCCCUGCCGAGGAUGAUGAGGAGACUAGCAGCAUCCUCUUGCAGCCAAAGAAGGCACUUCUUGCUACAUCUCAACAGACUUCUGAUUUGUUACAUUCAUCGGUAGGUGCAGAAGCAGUAAAGAAUAACCGUGCUUUCUCACAUGCAUCAUCUCUCUCAGGUUUUCAGUCAUUUACGCGCUCAAAGGUUAUCCAUGACCCUGAGGUGGGUCUUGUACGGAAUAUAGGACAGGAUCAGAGUUCUAAGUUUGAGCAUGCACUGGAUUCAAGUAAUGGUUAUUACAAUAAAACAGAUCCUCAGUUAACUUCUGGUUAUACAGUUGUUAAACCAGCAGAGAGAGAAGAAGGUGAGUGGUCUGAUGCGGAGGGUUCUGCUGAUGAAUGUACAGGAAGUAGGAGCCUGCAAGCUCAUGAUCUCGUGAAAUCCAAACUAGUAGCAUGUACUGCUUCUGGCAAUGGUAAAAAUUCCAUUUUUGAUACAGCUAUUGAUGAAACAAAGUCAGAGAGCAGUGUUGAUCAUUCAUCCCUAGAGCUGAAUCAAGGUUUGUCUGAUCAGAAAGGUGGGAGUGCUCAAAAUUUAGACACCAGCAACAAUCUUGAUGUAACAGAUGGUCUAGAAGAUAGAGGGACAGUUCCAAAACAAAGAGAAGCAAAAGGUCCUGAAGCGAGUCAUGCACUUAGGCUUGCAAAUCAGCCAGUAAAGAGGAAAAUAGACCACCAAAAAGAAGCAAUGUUAGGAAAGAAGCGUAAUAGACAAACUAUGUUGAUCAAUAUUGACGAGGUCAAGCAAGCUGGACCUAUGAAAUCUUUGACCCCAAAGAGACAGGUGACGGCCAGCCGAAAUGUAAAAGAAAUUCGAGCUGUUCUUUCUUCUGGUGGAGUAAAGCAUGACAUUUCUUUCGGCAAGGAUCAGAAACAGGCCGAUUUUUCAUCAAAUGAGGUUGGUACUAGUAUGGAGUCUUCUCAACCCAAACCUGAAAGCUAUGGUGAUGUAAAUUCAUCAGAAGUAGCUAAGUCUAGGAAGCUUAAUGGCGAUGCAGAUUCAUCAUUAGAGGUACAACUAUCUCCUAUUCCAAGACAGAGUUCAUGGAAGCAACCAACUGAUACAAGGCAGCAGAAGAACAUGUACAUGUCUAAUCGGAAACCACCUUCAAUCAGCCAAAAUCUCAUGGAUUUAAAACCUGGGAGCAAAAAGAAUGUUCCUGUGAAGAAGCCAGCUCUAACGGGUUCUUCAUAUCAGGACUCCUCAGUAGAACGUCUUAUUCGGGAGGUGACAAAUGAAAAGUUUUGGCACCAUCCAGAGGAUUCUGAGCUUCAGUGUGUUCCGGGCCGGUUUGAAUCAGUGGACGAAUAUGUCAGUGUCUUUGAACCUUUGCUUUUUGAGGAGUGUCGAGCUCAACUUUAUAGCACAUGGGAGGAGUCUUCUGAAACGAAUUCACACAUAAUGGUCCGGGUUAAAACUGUGGAAAGGCGAGAAAGAGGAUGGUACGAUGUGAUUGUCCUCCCAGUGAAUGAUUGCAGAUGGACAUUUAAGGAGGGUGAUGUUGGUGUUCUUUCAAAUCCAAGGCCAGGGACAGUCAGAUCAAAGAGGAACAUUGGCUCAUCCAGUGAAGAUGGUGAUGAACUUGAGAUGAAUGGACGUGUGGCUGGCACUGUUAGACGACAUAUUCCUUUGGACAAUCGUGAUCCUGCUGGUGCAACCCUUCAUUUCUAUGUGGGGGGUUCAUAUGACACAUACAGCGGCAAGGCUGAUGAUGAUCAUAUCCUCAAGAAGCUUCAACCGAGGAGCAUAUGGUAUCUGACUGCGCUUGGUUCUCUUGCAACCACUCAGCGAGAAUAUGUUGCCUUGCACGCGUUUUGCCGUCUCAACUCACAGAUGCAAAACGCGAUCUUAAAGCCCAGUCCUGAGCAUUUCCCAAAAUAUGAGCACCAGACACCAGUCAUGCCCGAGUGCUUCACUCCUAAUUUUGUUGACCAUCUGCAUAGAACCUUCAACGGGCCCCAGCUGGGAGCAAUCCAAUGGGCUGCGACGCACACAGCUGCUGGCACAAGUAGUGGUACAACAAAGAAACAAGAUCCAUGGCCUUUUACUCUUGUUCAAGGGCCUCCUGGAACAGGUAAGACGCACACUGUAUGGGGGAUGCUCAAUGUGAUCCAUCUGGUGCAGUAUCAGCAUUACUACACAUCUUUACUUAAAAAAUUAGCACCACAGAGCUAUAAGGCAGCCAAUGAGGGCAGUACCGAGAAUAUUGUCGUAGGUUCAAUUGAUGAAGUUCUUCAUAACAUGGACCAGAAUCUAUUUCGCACACUUUCAAAACUAUGCCCAAAGCCCAGAAUGUUGGUUUGUGCUCCUUCUAAUGCCGCAACAGAUGAGCUUCUCUCACGAGUUCUCGAUCGUGGAUUUAUUGAUGGUGAGAUGAAAGUCUACAGACCAGAUGUUGCUAGGGUUGGUGUCGAUUCACAAUCGCGUGCUGCUCAGGCAGUCUCAGUUGAGAGGCGGACUGAACAGCUUCUAGUCAAGAGCCGUGAAGAGGUUUCAAAAUGGAUGCAAGAUUUAAGAGGUCAGGAAGCUUAUUUCUCAGCACAUAUUGCUGAUCUACAGAAUAAACUCAGUUUUGCAGCUGCUGAUGGUCGUUCCCAAGGAUCUGUUGGUGUUGACCCUGAUAUUCUCAUGGCACGUGACCAGAACCGAGAUGCAUUGCUACAAAACCUAGCAGCAGCUGUUGAGAACAGGGACAAAGUCCUAGUUGAGAUCUCUCGCCUUCUUAUUCUGGAAGGUAGGUUCCGAAACAGUGGCAACUUCAAUCUUGAAGAAGCCCGUUCUAGUCUUGAGGCAAGUUUUGCCAAUGAAGCUGAGAUUGUUUUCACAACAGUCUCUAGUAGCGGUCGAAAGCUGUUCUCUCGCCUUACUCAUGGUUUCGAUAUGGUGGUUAUUGACGAGGCAGCCCAAGCUAGUGAGGUUGGUGUGCUUCCUCCGCUUGCUCUUGGUGCUGCUCGUUGUGUCCUUGUUGGUGACCCCCAGCAACUUCCUGCAACUGUCAUUAGCAAGGCUGCUGGAACAUUGUUAUACAGUAGAAGUCUGUUUGAAAGGUUUCAGCAAGCAGGAUGCCCAACUAUGUUGCUCUCUGUGCAAUAUCGAAUGCAUCCUCAAAUCCGUGAUUUUCCUUCAAGGUACUUUUAUCAAGGACGCCUUACCGACAGUGAAAGUGUUAUUAAGCUACCUGAUGAGGUGUAUUACAAGGACCCUUUGCUUAGGCCUUAUCUGUUCUAUGAUGUUACUCAUGGACGAGAAUCUCACAGAGGCGGAUCUGUUUCUUAUCAGAAUAUACACGAAGCACAAUUUUGUGUUCAGCUGUAUGAACAUCUCAUGAAAACUUCAAGGUCAUUGGGAAUUGGGAGAAUCACAGUUGGCAUCAUCACUCCAUACAAGCUGCAACUGAAAUGCCUUCAGCAUGAGUUUUCCGAGAUUCUGAAGUCAGAGGAGGGGAAGGAUAUUUAUAUAAACACUGUAGAUGCUUUUCAAGGACAGGAGCGUGAUGUCAUAAUCAUGUCCUGUGUGCGUGCCUCCAGUCAUGGUGUUGGCUUUGUUGCUGAUAUCCGACGGAUGAACGUUGCCCUUACACGUGCAAGAAGGGCUUUAUGGGUGAUGGGGAAUGCAAGUUCUCUGAUGCAGUCUGAUGAUUGGGCGGCAUUGAUAACUGAUGCCAAAGCGAGGAGUUGUUUUAUGGAAAUGGAUUCUCUGCCCAAAGAUUUUCUUGGUUCCAAGGGAAUGAUGCCAGGCAACAAAGGCCCAUCAUUGAACGCAAGGAGUUUGAGAUCUGGUGGUGGUCCACGAUACAACAGAUCUUUUGAUGUUCAUAUGGAGUCCAGGUUAGGAACACCAUCUGAAGAUGCCGAGAACAACUCAAGUAUAAUCUCCAGAAAUGGGAAUUACCGGCCUUUUAAUAACCCACCAAUGGAGAAUAAUCCUGUGGAGAAUUAUGGUCAACAAUCAGGUGAAAGGUCGAGGGAGUCCUUGCAGUAUGGUGGUAAAAGGCUUUUUGGAAAAAGAGACUCGUAAUUUAAACAGCACAAUUUGCCAUCUCUUCAGUUCAACCUUGGACUGUUUGGACUCCAUGCAGCCAGCAAUAUCUGAGGCCCCAAGGACAAGGUGGCUCGUUGUUUCUCGUGGCAUUAUUAAUCUGUAGAGCAAAAGCCUUGGCGGGGAUUUGGAUACAUCUUUACACAAUGGAUAAUGCAAGGAGCUAGCAUGCUACAUUUUCUGCUGCCAGUUUGACUUUCCAUGUGCUGGUGCAUUCCUUCGGGGUAGUCCUCCAGAUGUCCCUCUAAUUAAUCCUACUUAAUAGUAGUAGGGAAGGUGGAGAUCUAUCACAUGCAGUGGCAUGUGAGUUGGAGGAGGCAGCAAUUGGAACACAACCCCUAGGCGACGUUUUUGUGCUUGGUGAUGUGCUGAUCGAUUGUGGGAGGCAGGGGGCCCUGCUAGUGUGUUUUUUGUUUUUUUUUUUUUUUUUGUUUUAGCCUCAGUAGCUUGCCCUGCUUGUCCUGAAGGUGUUGCCACCUUGCCAGCAUGAAAUGUUUAAAAGACGGCCUACAAUUUCUGUGCUGAGAAUGAGAGACAUAUCAGUACAUAGGCUUACAUCUGAAAGCUUGAUUGGUUAAGCUAAGAUCUUUCUUUCUUCCUUACCAUCACUGGCUUUGUUCAGUGGAGGGGAAAGGAGGGAGAAAAAAAUUGUAUGGGACUUGGAAAGUUGUGUAUAGAGAAACAAAGAGGGGAAGUACAGAAAUGGUGUAAACAGCAUCUCACUGAAACUGAAGGCUCGAUGCAUUUUGUUAGUUCAACCUACUUGUAUAUACUUUCAGUUUGGCCAGUUGAUCUAGCACCCAUCCUUCUGCUCUCGCGAACUAGAACAUGAGUUUCUCCUGAAAUAUGAACCACGUGAUCAGCAUCUCGGCCUCUACAUAGGAUCUCUAUGCCCAUUCAUACAACUGGAGGGCAUCUCCCUCUAGGUAGAAGGACACAAUAUACGCCUUCCUUUACU